Gastrolobium bilobum is the source of this 1422-nucleotide messenger RNA. RefSeq names its product thiohydroximate-O-sulfate sulfur/sulfate-lyase (nitrile-forming) NSP5. Gene Ontology annotation, biological process: nitrile biosynthetic process. Gene Ontology annotation, cellular component: nucleus; cytosol. Gene Ontology annotation, molecular function: protein binding; enzyme regulator activity. Lineage: Eukaryota; Viridiplantae; Streptophyta; Magnoliopsida; Fabales; Fabaceae. The record is from RefSeq and is a predicted model, not a curated record. The transcript is spliced from 2 exons. The coding region runs from base 247 to 1224 and encodes 325 amino acids.
AAAAAAGGUAUAUGACAAGAUUCCCAAAAAUCACCAGCACUAUUAUUUUUAUUUUAUUUUUCUCUCUCUUCGUUCUUCUUCCUCAUCAACUGUGCCUCUUUCUUACUUGAUAGUAUGUAACUGUACUAGAAACAUUAAAAUAACCAAUUAACAUCUAUAUAUAAGGAUCACAUCACAUGUACCAUAAACAAAGUGACAUAGACCAAUAGUGAGUAUUCGGGGUUACUCUUUGGGUUGAUUUUAGCAAUGACGGUGGUUCAUGGCAAUUGGGUUCAGCUUGAUCAAAAAGGAACUGGGCAAGGAGCAAGAAGUUCACAUGCUAUUGCCACGGUAGGACAGAAGGUGUAUGCAUUUGGGGGUGAAUUUGAGCCACGUGUCCCCGUUGAUAACAAGGUACAUGUGUUUGACCUAGAAACUUUGACAUGGUCUGUGGCUGAUGUAUCAGGGGAUACCCCACCGCCACGUGUCGGUGUUACAAUGGCUGCAGUUGGAGAAACCAUUUAUGUAUUUGGUGGAAGAGAUGUUGAGCACACUGAACUCAACGAGUUCUAUUCUUUUGACACCACAAACAACAAAUGGGCCUUGAUUUCAAGUGGAGAUGUUGGGCCUCCUAAUCGAAGCUACCACUCCACGACCUCUGAUGAACAACACAUAUACAUUUUUGGUGGAUGUGGGGUUAAUGGAAGGCUCAAUGAUUUAUGGGCCUUUGAUGUUGUUGACAACAAGUGGGUUGAAUUCCCUUCUCCAGGUGAAAAUUGUAAGGGGAGAGGUGGGCCGGGCCUAGUGGUGGCCCAAGGAAAAAUAUGGGUUGUUUAUGGUUUCGCUGGAAAGGAAGUGGAUGAUGUGCAUUGUUUUGAUAUGGUGCACAAAACAUGGUCCCAAGUUGAAACGAGUGGGGACAAACCAACAGCACGUAGUGUGUUUUGUACUUUUAGUAAUGGGAAACACAUAAUUGUAUAUGGUGGUGAAAUUGAUCCUAGUGACUUGGGUCACAUGGGUGCUGGUCAAUUUUCUGGUGAGGUUUAUGCAUUGGACAUAGAGACACUACAAUGGGAGAGGUUAGAAGAUAGGGUGGAAUAUGGUGCUCAUCCUGGUCCUCGUGGGUGGUGUGCAUUUUCUGGUGCUAAACGUGAUGGCAUAGAGGGAUUGUUGGUUUUUGGUGGCAAUUCUCCUACUAAUGAUAGGCUUGAUGACAUUCACUUCUUUGCUCUUUCUCAGAGUUAGUUUGGUGAAUGUUUAGUAGUUAUUUUUAUAUGAUUGCAUAAUGUGUGAUGAAUUCUAUAUAUAUGUGAUUGUCGUUAGAGGAUAAUGGCAUGUGAAGUUAGGAAUCUUUGGUACUACUUAACAUAUUCAGUUUGUGAUAUGUACUUGUGUGUAUGAAUAAAUUAUGAAGUGUGUGAUGAUUAUCAAAUGGAUGAGAUU